Symbiodinium natans is the source of this 1809-nucleotide messenger RNA. NCBI's taxonomy places the organism in Eukaryota, Dinophyceae, Suessiales, Symbiodiniaceae. The record is from the annotation of a GenBank genome assembly.
AUGCGUGCAAGGCAAGAGUCGAUUGCGGCCACGCUGAAGGGGCUGAGGCUGGCAGAGGCACUGCGCCGAGGCCCAUGCCCUGUGCCUCCGCCGCCUGCUCCUCCAGUGGCCCCUCGUGCGAGGAUCCCAUUUUUGCCGCUGGCAGGCCUUCCUUUGCUAGCCUGGGCGCCUGUGCGCGCAGACGAGGGGUCCCUUUAUGAAGUCCUCGGCGUGGACAAGAAUGCCAGCGAGCAGGACAUCAAGAAGGCUUACAAGAGGGCCGCGGUCAAGUUCCAUCCCGACAAGGCGCCGGAGGCGGAGAGAGCGCAGUAUGAGGAGCGCUUCAAGCGCAUCUCCCGCGCCUACGAGAUUCUCUCGGACCCCCAGAAGCGGCGCGCGUACGACGCCAGGGGUGAGGCGGCCUUUGACGGACGCGACGCAGCGGGCGCCGCGGGGUUCCAAGGCGCUGAUCCCUUCGAAAUGUUCAGGAGCAUGUUCGGCCAGAACUUCGGUUUCGGCUUCGGGAGGGAAGUCACGCCGGAUGUGGGGUACGAGAUGGAGGUGUCGCUGGAGGACUUCUACGCCGGCUUCAGCAAAACGGUUCACUACGAGCGGGACGCAGUGUGCAGCUCCUGCAGCGGACUAGGUGCCCGCAACGUGCAGACAUGCAGCCAGUGUCGUGGUAUGGGCAUGGUCGUGGAAGAGCGCCAGUUCGGCUCGAUGGUGCAGCGGAUCCAGCGCACCUGCCCCGUCUGUGGGGGCCGUGGGGCCGUCGCGAGCGAUCGCUGCGGCUCUUGCCGAGGGUCUGGCUUCCAGCGAGAUCGGGUGGAGCUCCGAGUUGUUGCACCUCCCGGCUGCCCGGACAGGGAGCGCUUCCUCUUUCCGGGGAAGGCGGAUGAGUCUCCUGGUAUGGAAGCCGGCAGCAUCAUCAUUGAGCUCAAGGAGAAGAGGCAUCCCCUCUUCGCACGCCUGGGAAACGAGGACUUGCUGGUGACCCAGCGCGUUCCGCUUCUCGAUGCGCUUUGCGGCGUUCACGUCCGGGUCAAGCACCUCAAUGGCAAGAACCUGGACAUCAGUGGCCCACAGGGAAAGAUGGUCCGACCAGGGGAGGUUUGGGUCCUGCCUGGCCUGGGUAUGCCCAAGCGUGGCAAUCCACGAAAUCACGGCGACCUGCUGAUACGGUUCGAGGUAGAUUUUCCGGAGGACCUACCGGCCGGUGCUUCGCGAGAGUCGCUGAGGCACUGCCUCUUCUUGGAGUGGCGGGUUGAAAAGUGUCAGAGACAGCACGCAAGGUACCAAAGCUACGCGCAAGCAGUAUCCAGGUUUCAUGUGAUGCUGCUUCUUGCUGCGACGCAAUACAUCUCGGGCCACGUCAACUGGCUGGGUGAUGACCAUGACGACGCCUGCCAAAGGCCUCAGCAAGAUUUCAGAGCGUCAGAUGCGAAGCAUGACCGGGUGAAGGAAACCAUUGAGGAGGACUUCCACCACGCCUCGGACGAUGCUGGAUUUGAGAUCGAUGAGAAGGAGGCCAAGUCGCAGGAGUCCAAGCUGGCGGCGCAGAUCAGCGUGCAACGUGGCUUCGGUGUAGGGCAGUGCUCUGCUGGGGAUGGCCAGAAGACCACCAGCUGCGGUUCCGACUGUGAGGUGACCCGCGCGGAAACGGAGCCGAUCCAAGGCGAAGCACAGUGGGGAGAGCUAAUGGAUGCCAUGGAGGACAGCCAAAUUCCUAGCACGCUGGUGUCGAUGGUUCUGGGGGUAGCUGUGACUGACAGCUAUUUCUUCGCCGACGAGCGCGAGGACGGCAGGAAGAUACGAUACCACAGGCCAUAG